Molecule: messenger RNA, 2017 nt
Organism: Diuraphis noxia (Russian wheat aphid)
Lineage: Eukaryota; Metazoa; Arthropoda; Insecta; Hemiptera; Aphididae
Product: galactosylgalactosylxylosylprotein 3-beta-glucuronosyltransferase S-like
Biological process (GO): carbohydrate metabolic process; chondroitin sulfate proteoglycan biosynthetic process
Cellular component (GO): Golgi membrane
Molecular function (GO): galactosylgalactosylxylosylprotein 3-beta-glucuronosyltransferase activity
Source: RefSeq, a predicted model, not a curated record
UCAGUCGUACAGGUUUGUUCGCGUCGUUCGGUCGGAACGGCCUGUGAUUCUCGUGGUGCACGAUCGCCGCACCGUAAAACAAUAAUAAUCGUUUUUGUCUUUCACUGAUAUUCUAUGCGUACCAGCCAUGCACUCGGUACGUUCGUCAGUGUGAUGUUCCGGCUAUUAUCGUCUCCGAUCUAAACGUUUAUAGCCACGGUAUUGUAUGGUACAUAAGGUACGGUGUUGGAUACUGCCGCGAUAUACCCGCGACCGUCGCCCUGGGUGCAGCACAACACACAAAGGGUGAUGAAUCAGUAGUGUGCCAACAUUACGCGGCGCGGUGAUCAUCSGGCAGUCAUGUCACCGCACUUCAGUCAACGACAGCCGCCGCAGUACGCCUUCCGCGACGGUGACGACGACUACAGUUGUUAUUACCACUCCGGUUCGUUAUCCGGCGUCCCACGGUUCCCCGUUCCAACAACAAUCGCCGGUCAACAAUAUUUCUGCGCAGCCCCGAUAGCUUCCGGUUCGCCGCGCCGACGAUGACGGCGUUAUCAUGACCGACCGCCGGUACAGCGGUAGCUGCGGAAGCAGCAGCAGCAGCAGCAGCAGCAGCAGCAGCAGCAGCAGCAUCAGCAAUAACGGCAACAACAGUAACAACGGCUACAGGUGCGGAAUCAAAACGCAACUGCAUGCACCGUCGUCGGGCCGAUGUAACUACCACAACAACAACAACAACAACAACUGCAAAACCGGUGUCAUCCGACCGACGACGGCCGCCAUGCACGUGAGGAAGACGUGGAAGACCACCGUGGUGAUAUUUCUGGCCGUGGCCGCCGUCACUACGGUCACCGCGGCGUUUUACUUCAAUUACGCGGCGACCGCGUGUUGCGCUGUCGCGCCGCUGUCUUCUGCGUCGCUGCUCCAGGAACGGUCCAACACMGCGGCCGCGGCCGCUGGCAACGAGCUGAGCCGGUCCAAGCUCGUUGGCUCUUCGGCUGUACGCACUUCAAAGCUGUACACCGUGUGCGAAACWCGCGAUCRCCUACGCAGCCCCGCCGACCAGGACAGAUUCAGCCGCCAUCGGCGACAAGCAGACGACAGCACAACCGUCAAUACCGUCGAUAAAAACGGAGGAACUAAUUACAGUGACAAUGGGGAAGGCGAAACUGCCCGUAACGGUGGCGGAGGAAACGAUACUGCUCUUAUUUAUUUCAUYACGCCUACAUAUCCACGGCGUGAGCAAAUCCCCGAGCUCACCAGAUUGGGACAGACACUAAUGCACGUCUCCCGACUUUAUUGGAUUGUAGCCGACGAUCGUCCAGACUGCAGUYUACAAAUAAUGAACCUACUGCCCGAUUUCAGCAUUCCUUACACGUAUAUUGCCAGCCCUAUGCCAUCGAUAUAUAAACGCAAGCCUGAUGCCAUGCCACGUGGUGUUUCCAACCGUAGAGCUGCUCUCAACUGGAUAAGACUGAACCAUAAUAUUAAUAACUCAAACGCUGUCAUUUAUUUUGGCGAUGAUGACAAUACGUUUCAUCUGGACCUUUUCAAAGAAAUACGCUCUACAAAAAAAAUAUCAAUGUUUCCGGUUGGCUUAGUCGGAGAGUAUGGUGUUAGUUCACCAAUUAUUGAUAAAGGAAAAGUAGUUGGCUUUUUUGAUAGUUGGCCAGCAAAAAGAAAAUUUCCUGUGGACAUGGCUGGAUUUGCUAUUAAUGUUCAACUUUUAUUCAAAUAUCCUUAUGCUAAUAUGCCAUAUAAGGUGGGUUUUGAAGAAGACCGCUUCCUGUCAGCAUUAGGUAUUCGAUUAGAUGAAAUUGAACCAAAGGCAGAAAAUUGUACCAGGAUUUUGGUUUGGCACACUCAAACAGCGAAGAAACCUAAGCCAAUAGUGAUGGUCAGAUCCAAAGCCACAUUGCCUGGUUCACUUGCUACUCUACUCGAUCAAGUGACUAUGUUAGGUAUAGGUGGAGUGAGUGAAACCACAGGUGUACGCAGUUAUAUGACAAAAAAUGGUAAUAUUUUUAGGGUAUAA